Penicillium malachiteum is the source of this 741-nucleotide messenger RNA. RefSeq names its product microtubule-binding protein BIM1 (gene eb1). The transcript is spliced from 6 exons. Gene Ontology annotation, molecular function: microtubule plus-end binding. The record is from RefSeq and is a predicted model, not a curated record. Gene Ontology annotation, cellular component: spindle midzone; microtubule plus-end; microtubule organizing center. Lineage: Eukaryota; Fungi; Ascomycota; Eurotiomycetes; Eurotiales; Aspergillaceae. The coding region runs from base 1 to 741 and encodes 246 amino acids. Gene Ontology annotation, biological process: regulation of microtubule polymerization or depolymerization; protein localization to microtubule plus-end; spindle assembly.
AUGGGUGAAUCCAGACAAGAGCUCCUGGCUUGGUUGAACAACCUCCUCCAGUUGAACAUCACCAAGAUUGAGCAAUGCGGAACCGGUGCUGCACUAUGCCAGAUCUUUGACUCGAUAUUCAUGGAUGUGCCCAUGUCCCGGGUCAAGUUCAACGUCAACACUGAAUAUGCCUACCUGCAAAACUUCAAGGUUCUCCAGAACGUCUUCGGCCGCCACGCUGUAGACAAGCCUAUUCCCGUCCAGUCCCUUACCAAAUGCCGCAUGCAGGAUAACUUGGAAUUCCUUCAGUGGACCAAGCGUUACUGGGACCAGCACUACCCCGGAGGUGAUUACGAUGCCGUUAGCCGACGAAAGGCCUCUGGUGGCCCAGCUAGUGCUCCGGCUGCCGCGGGCUCCCGCGCUCCCUCAGCGGGCUCACGACGCGGUGUCACCCCGACCACGGCUGGUGUCCGUCCCCGGGUUGCUACUGCAGGCGGUGCUCCCACUGCAGCUCUGCAGCAGGAGAUUGCGACCCAGAAGGAGGCGAUUGCGGGAUUGGAGAAGGAGCGUGACUUUUACUUUGCGAAGCUUCGUGAUAUUGAACUGCUGCUUCAAAGUGCCAUCGAGGCUGACCCCGAGCUGGAGAAGGAGGAGGAUACUUUGGUGACGCGCAUUCAGGGCAUUCUUUACUCUACUGAGGAUGGAUUUGAGAUCCCUGCUGAGGCUGAGGAGGGUGCGGCCGAAGAGUUGGAGACAUUCUAA